Messenger RNA from Lucilia sericata (common green bottle fly), 1373 nucleotides. RefSeq lists its product as uncharacterized. The transcript has 2 exons. The record is from RefSeq and is a predicted model, not a curated record. NCBI's taxonomy places the organism in Eukaryota, Metazoa, Arthropoda, Insecta, Diptera, Calliphoridae. The annotation marks the transcript as partial.
ACAAUAUACACCGAUUUAAAUAAGGCUCUCACAAUAAAAAUAUAAAACAAAAGAAACAAAAAAACUAAUUUUGUAUACAACAAUAAUAUUUACAAGCUACGGGAAAGAACCAAAAGUGAGAAAAAAGUAUUUGCUUUGCAAACGAUAAGAAAUCCAAUCAAAAGUAAAAGAAACCUCAAAGUGUUAACAGCAUACUACAGCAAUAGUUUCUUGACCAGCUAAGGAUCAAAUAAUUAUAAUAGAAAAAACUUAUACCAGACUUUGGUUUAAUUAAAAUUACGAUACAAAUAAAGUGAAAUAUUUUAUUUAUACAACUAAACGUGUAAUGUUAAAAAUAAAAUUCCAAUAAAAUGUCAAACAAAGUGCAACAGACGGGCCUCCUUGGUGGUUUGUUACAUAAAUUAUAUAGUAAAUGAACUCCUUUACUUAUGUGCUUUUUCUGAAACCAUUUCCAUACCCACAAGUGUAGACUAAAAUAACCUUAAAAUAAUGCAAUUCCUAUUCUAAAAAUUAAUAUUUCAACAAAACGACUGCAAAACAAAAUGCAAUGCAAAAAUAACAAUAAUAAUAAAAAAAUAAUAUAAAGUUAAAGAAAUUUAAUUAUACUAAAUCAAUGUCCAAUUGUAAAUAAGUGUUAAAGUGCAUUCUAAAAAACGUAUUUAUUUAACCGUUAUGAACAUUUCUAGCUGCUAUUAAAGUUUUUAUCUAAUAAUAUAUAGCAUAAAAAACAUCUCUUCCAACAAAAUCCCAUCAGCUGUUAUUAAACAUCAUUAGAAAAGUGUAAUUUUUAUUGCAACAAUUCUCUUCUCACCAUGUUGCUGCAUUAUUAUACCCAAUCAAUAUUAUUUUACUUGAGUUUGCCGACCUUUCACCAAACGAAAAGUGAUAUAACAAAAAAAUUACAAACUUUUGACUAUGAGUAUCUGCCGCAGGAAGUCUGUGUGGCACAAUGUUUGGAACGCCGAAGAGAAAAUGUUAUACCUAUAGAGAUGCAAUUUCAAGAGAGCUCUCUGGAUGUUGGCGAAAAUUCGCCUCUAAAAAUUUGUCUGGACAAUUGCGCAUCAACGAAUGCUACAAACCAGGGAGAAAAUAAUAUUAAGCUUCCAGCCCCUAAACAAAUUCAUGAAAACUAUAGAUUAAAUUUGGUGUGCCGUGAUGAUACAAGUUUAAAUUUCAACAUUGACCUGUAUACUCCUAAUAAAAAUCAAAAAUUAGUUGUGAAUCAAACAACAUUUGUUACAUCAUCACCAUCAUCAUCUUUCUCUACGGAUGCUGCAGGCAUGAAUGAGCCGACUAUUAAAGGAUUAGCUGGAAUAUUGUUUGUGAUUAAAAUUCACUUGGCACAUGAACCAAAUCAAAUUUUUGCAUAUUUG